This is a messenger RNA of Asparagus officinalis (garden asparagus), 1391 nucleotides long. RefSeq lists its product as uncharacterized. The record is from RefSeq and is a predicted model, not a curated record. The transcript has 2 exons. Lineage: Eukaryota; Viridiplantae; Streptophyta; Magnoliopsida; Asparagales; Asparagaceae. The coding region runs from base 106 to 1302 and encodes 398 amino acids.
AGGAAAACCUCAUCUCCACACAAAAAAAUUCCUGAAUUAACCUUCAAUAGAUCUAUUUGAAUACUUGCAAACAUCAAAAAACUACAAAACUCUGUUGGACAAAAAAUGUAUGUAACGAGGCCACUUUCACACUACUACAACUCCCCGGCCGCCAUGGCCGAGCCACCACCAGAGGGGCCCGGCUCCGGCAUCCUGGUGAUCGAGGACGCAGCGGCGGAGGAGCAGGCCACAUGCUGUUGGGGUAUGUUGCGGACAACGAGGUUGUUUACUACGCCGUUCCCGCAGAACAAGAUGAUCAAAGUUAGAUAUAGUACAGGGGCUGGAGAAAGUCGGAGAACUUACCGUGAUAAUGUCUACUUUAUUCCGGCUGUUGGUCAGCCUCUGUCCUCGAAUCGGUAUUACGUCGUCAGAUCUCGCGGGAGACGUAAAGGGAACACAUGCACAUGCUCAAAUGAGGAAGAAGUCAGAACAUUUUGCUUCUGCACACUGGUGAACGACGUUGAGCCAACUCCAUUCGACCACAGAAAUAUUUAUCAACAAGUUGAGAUUUUGCCUUACGAAGAUACUUUUCGUCUUGUCUCCAGGAAAGGCUGCUUUCGUGCAGUAUCUAUAGCUUCCGACGGGAUUCCUCCCAAAUUUCUGAGGAGAAAAGGUUGGGAGGCCUACACUUCAAAGCCAUCACAUUACACUUUAGGAGAAGCUCUAGGCAUCAAUACUACUCUCCGCAUCCAAAUGCCCGAUCUCAACUUUCCUAUAUCGACAAAAUACUCUCCUUCUUUGGUUGUUGGCAAAUGGUAUUGCCCUUAUGUUUUUGUGAAGGAACGCGAGGGACUGGAAGAUCAAAUGAAGAGGUCCAUGUUCUACGAAAUGACACUCGAACAAUUCUGGGAAGAGAUUUAUAGUACUGAAAAUUAUAACGGCUAUAAAGAAAAUGUGGUGGAAGUUGGAGUUAGUGUGAAAAGGGAGACAGCAUUAUGGAAUGGUAGGGAAAUUGUAAAUGAUGAUGUUGAGAAUGUUAAUGGGGUGGUUUGGUUUAAACCCGUCGGGUCUAUGAGUAACGAGUUUGGAUUGAGCUUACCGAUAUGGGAGAGGAUGAGAUGGGAGGAAGCAAGAGGAGGUUGGAAUGGUGGUGAGAAGGUGGAGAGGGUUGAGAAGUUGGAGCUUUAUGAAGGGGAAAGGGGUUGGAAGAAAUUUGGUUGUUAUGUGUUAGUAGAGAGGUUUGUUCUUAAAAGAAUGGAUGGGAGUCUGGCUUUAACUUAUGAUUUCAAGCACACAAGCAAAAUCAGGGUCAAAUGGGAGUAACAUGUUACAUGAUUGAUUCAUUCAGAAAAUGUUUAAUGCGAGGAGUAUGAUUGUGUUCAUGUAAUUAUUGUAAACAUCUUGUUUAUUUA